This is a messenger RNA of Prunus armeniaca (apricot), 672 nucleotides long. The record is from the annotation of a GenBank genome assembly. NCBI's taxonomy places the organism in Eukaryota, Viridiplantae, Streptophyta, Magnoliopsida, Rosales, Rosaceae.
AUGUCGAACCCAACCCCACCUCCGAUCCUUCCAGUCUCAACCACGUCCACAACCACCGCCGGCUCCGUCCAAUCCCAGGCCCCGAUCGCCACCCCAGCCUUCCGCGCCUUCCUCACCCACAUCUCGGAAAAUCUCCGCAACGGCCUCUCCCAGCGCCGCCCCUGGUCCGAGCUCUUAGAUCGCUCUGCCUUCGCCAAGCCCGAGUCGCUCUCCGAAGCCACCGGCCGCGUCCGCAAGAACUACUCCUACUUCCGCGUCAACUACCUCGCCACCGUCGCUCUCAUCGUCGCCGUCUCCCUCUUCACCCACCCCUUCUCUCUCCUCGUCCUCCUCGGCCUCCUCGCCGGCUGGCUCUUCCUCUACCUCUUCCGGCCCUCCGAUCAGCCCCUCGUCAUCUUCGGCCGCACCUUCUCCGACACCCAGACCCUCUGGGGCCUCAUCGCCUUCUCCAUCUUCGUCGUCUUCCUCACCUCCGUCGGAUCCCUACUCAUCUCGGCUCUCCUCGUCGGUGCUGCCGUCGUCUUCGCUCACGGCGCCUUUAGGGUUCCCGAGGACCUCUUCUUGGACGAGCAAGAGCCUACAGCCUCCACUGGCUUCCUCUCCUUCCUCAACGGCGCUGCCUCCAAUGUCGCUGCCGCCACAGCCCCGGCCGUCAUCGCCGCUCGCGGUUGA